AUCCUCAAUUCACUAUUAAUUCUCUCCUUCAAGCAGAUGAGGGAAAAGACAAGGAAGUAAGACUCCAGGCGACAUUGCCAGAAAAAGGGGAGGAUGAAAAUGAGAACUGUUGGGAUGGAAAUGAAUCACUGUGGCAGAAUCAGGCAGACCAGAGGAGAGAUACAUCUCACAGAUAUCCGAGCGGCGUUGCCUCUGAAGAUGAAAUGGGAAAAACAACAAACAGGAGCAUCAGUGCUCUUCAAAGCUCAGAGUAUCAACAAAACAUCCCUCUGAGGAAAAGUACAGUGAAAUGUCCAACAUGUCAUGCCGAGAUAAAUCUGUGUCACUGUUUGGAGGAUGGAGAAAGUUUCAGAUGGAGCCCAGAAGAUACAAGAUUUCACACAGGGGAGAAACAGAAAUGCUUUAGCUCUGACCUUAAAGCACCUCAACCAAUGCAUUCUGAAGAGAACAUCUGUAAGUGCAAAGAGUGUGGCGUGAGUUUCAAGAGACAUUCAGAACUUGAAAGCCAUCAAAGUAUACACACACGCGAGAAAGCAUACAAAUGUCCUGAAUGUGGACAGGCCUUCAGACGCAAUGCACAUCUUCAAUUACAUCAGCGAAUUCAUACAGGAGAGAAACCCUAUACAUGCAAAGAAUGUGGGAAAUGUUUCAGUCAUUCCUCAAAUUUUAGAGUACAUCAGCGCUUCCAUUCAGGGGAGAAACCAUAUUCUUGUAAAGAAUGUGGGAAAUCUUUCUACCAGAGUGGUCAUCUUCAAGUUCACCAGCGGAUUCAUACGGGAGAGAAACCCCAUCAGUGCAAUGAAUUUA
Molecule: messenger RNA, 807 nt
Organism: Pogona vitticeps (central bearded dragon)
Lineage: Eukaryota; Metazoa; Chordata; Lepidosauria; Squamata; Agamidae
Source: RefSeq, a predicted model, not a curated record